Messenger RNA from Megalobrama amblycephala (Wuchang bream), 2642 nucleotides. RefSeq names its product ESF1, nucleolar pre-rRNA processing protein, homolog (S. cerevisiae) (gene esf1). The coding region runs from base 188 to 2443 and encodes 751 amino acids. The record is from RefSeq and is a predicted model, not a curated record. NCBI's taxonomy places the organism in Eukaryota, Metazoa, Chordata, Actinopteri, Cypriniformes, Xenocyprididae. Gene Ontology annotation, biological process: rRNA processing. Gene Ontology annotation, cellular component: nucleus. Gene Ontology annotation, molecular function: RNA binding. The transcript has 14 exons.
CGAAAAAGCAUUUUUUCGAAAAUGUGUUUUGAGCUUUUCGUCGCGCCGUAGGAAAAAGAAGGCGGGGUUUCAAAGAGGUCACAGCGGAAGUAGAGAAGCAUCACGGGAAAACACGUGUGGAGCUGUGCAACAUCGCACGAAAACACAGUAGGUUACUGCUUUCAUCUGCUUCUCCUAAAUAAUCACCAUGACUUCCAAAAACACUGUGAGCGGCGAUGACCGCUUCUCCAAGGUUAAAAAGGACCCUCGCUUCUGGGAGAUGCCCAACAGAGAGCGCAAAGUCAAGAUCGACAAGCGUUUCCAGUCCAUGUUCCACGACGAACGCUUUCAGCUGAAGUACACAGUGGAUAAACGCGGCCGACCCAUCAACCACUCGUCCAGAGAGGACCUCAAGCGCUUCUACAAGCUCUCUGACUCCGAACAGUCAGACGAAGAAGAGGAUGACGAGAAGACAGAAGAGACUGAGAGGAAGAAGAAAGAGGCUGAUGAGGAACCUCAAGACGAGAGUGAUGAAUCUGAAGAGGAGGAAGAAGCUAAGAAAACUAAAGAGCUGCCGAUAAAGGGAGUGAGAGUGUUUGAAGAAGAUGAAGAUGAGAAAUCUGAUGUUGAAGAGGAUGAUGAAGAUGGUUCUACUGAAGGUGAUGAUGAUGAAGAUGAUGAUGAGGAGGAGGAUGAGGAUGAUGAAGAAAAUGAUAGUGAGUUAGAUGAAGACAGCGACAAUGGACCGGAUCUGGCCAGAGGGAAGGGUAACAUUGAGACCAGCUCUGAUGAAGAUGAAGAUGAUGAUGAUGAUGAUGUUAAGUUGGAGGAAGAGGAGAUUGAGCAUGACUGGGGAGAGAUGUGGAAAGAUGCUCCACGCAGUGACAAUACUUCACGGCGGUUGGCAGUUUGUAACAUGAACUGGGACAGACUGAAAGCUAAAGAUCUGCUGGCUCUCUUCAAUUCAUUUAAGCCCAAAGGAGGAGUAGUGCUGUCUGUAACGAUCUAUCCGUCUGAGUUUGGGAAGGAGAGGAUGAGCGCAGAGCAGACCCAGGGUCCGCUGGAGCUCGCCAGCCUCCCGGAGGACCCCGAAGCAGACACAGAAGAGCAGAGGAUCUACCGAGAGAAAGUGCGUGACUAUCAGUUCAAGCGUCUGAGGUAUUACUACGCCGUGUUGGAGUGUGACUCUGUCGAAACGGCUGCAAAGAUUUACGAGGAGUGUGACGGCUUCGAGUACGAGAGCAGCUGCUCCACCAUCGACCUGCGGUUCAUCCCUGAUGAUGUGACGUUUGACGAUGAGCCGAAGGACAGGGCGACGGAUGUGGAUUAUGGUUCCUACAAGCCCAAACUCUUCACAUCGACGGGCACCACCACAGCCAAGGUUGACCUGACGUGGGAUGAAACGGAUCACGACCGGGUCACGGCUCUCUGCCGGAAGUUCAAUAAGGACGAGCUGCUGGACAUGGACUUCAAGGCUUACCUGGCCUCCUCCAGUGAGGAAGAAGAGGAGGAGGAGGAAGAGGCAGAGAAACAGACGGAAGCUGAGAAGCCGGCUCAGCCUCUUCCUGAGGAGAAGAAGGGCAGUAAAGGGAAGAAAAGCACAGAGCAGAUCGCUAAAUACAGAGAUCUACUGAAGAGCAUUCAGGACAAAGAAAAGGAGAAGGAGGACAACAUGGACAUGGAGAUCACAUGGGUUCCAGGACUAAAAGAAACAACCGAGAAGCUUGUGAAGAAGAAAAUGAUGGGCACAGAUGUACUGACUCCAUGGCAGGAGUACCUGCAGAAGAAAAAGGAGAAAAAGAAAGAGAAAAGGAAAGGAAAGAAGGAAGCGAUGGAGGCGGAGCCUGUGAUUAGUGAUGAUGAACUUCCUGCUGAUGUUGACCUUAACGACCCCUUCUUCUCAGAGGAGCUCGGUGCGGCAGCACCCCUGAAAAACAAAAAGAACAAGAAGAACAGGAAGAAGGAUGAGGAGAAGACACCAGAAGAACAGGAAGAGCUAAAGAGACAGAGGGCUGAGAUGGAGCUGCUGAUGGAUGACGAUGAAGACGGGAAGCACAAACAUUUCAACUACGACAAGAUCGUAGAGCACCAGAACCUGAGCAAGCAGAAGAGGAAGAAGCUCCUGAAGAGCAACACACCACUGGAGGACGACGACUUCCAGGUGGAUGUUCAGGACCCACGCUUCCAGGCUAUGUUCACGUCCCAUCUUUACAACCUGGACCCGUCCGACCCGGCCUACAAGAAGACCAAAGCAUCGCAGAUCAUCUUUGAGGAGAAACUACGGCGCAGAGAGGAGCACCACAGUCAGGACGAGACGCCGAAGAGCAAAGCCACACAGGAGAAGCUCGAACCAGAGACUUCAUCCACCACUAAAGUCAUGGACUCUAAUUUAUCACUGCUUAUCAAAUCCAUCAAGAACAAAACUCAACAGUUUCAAGCGCGCAAGAAACAAAAGACAAAGUAGACUGAGAACGAGAGACUGUGGAGUGGAUUAUUUGCUGGAUUGUGCAACUUUUCUGGAUGUCUUUUUGCAUUGCCUCAUCUGUGAUAGAAGACGAAACGAAAAGCUGUUUGAUAGUAAACUUCAUAUUUUGUGUGCAGUAUGAUUACUGCUAUGAAAUCAUCUCCUUGAUCAAAAUCAUUAAAACAUCUAUUUAGACUUA